AGGAGGUGCAUGUGACUGAAGGAGUCCAGCCACUGAGUUGGGUGCAGAAGGUUACUGGCUGUCCUUGACAACAGAAGAGCUUUCCACCUGCCUGCACUAAGAUGGUGACUGCCAAGGCGUGGGCUCUGAAGAAGCACUUUGAGGGUUUGCCCAAAACCAGUGACUUUGAACUGAAAACAAUAGAGCUGCCAAAGCUAAAGGAUGGAGAAUUACUGCUUCAAUCAGUGUUUCUCAGCGUUGAUCCUUACAUGAGACCUUACAGUCGAAGGGACAUGAAGGAAGGGGAUAUAAUGAUAGGCACACAGGUUGCCAGGGUUGUAGAAAGCAAGAAUCCUGCUUUCACAGUGGGGGCCUUUGUCCUGGCUGACAGAGGCUGGAGAACUCAUUUCAUCUCUGAUGGGAAAGGGCUAUACUUUCUUCCUUCGCCUUGGCCAGAAUCACUCCCCAGAUCUCUCGCCCUUGGGACAGUUGGCAUGCCAGGCCUCACUGCAUAUUUUGGUCUGCUGGAGGUCUGCAAAGUGAAGCCAGGAGAAACAGUGCUGGUUACUGCUGCAGCUGGUGCUGUGGGCUCUGUGGUGGGACAGAUUGCUAAAAUUGCAGGUUGUAAAGUGGUUGGCUGUGCUGGCUCAGAUGCCAAGGUUGCCUAUCUGAAAAAAAUAGGCUUUGAUGAGGCCUUCAACUACAAAACUGUUGCAUCUUUGGAUGAAGCACUGCGUAAAGCCUCUCCUGAUGGCUAUGAUUGUUUCUUCGACAAUGUGGGUGGAGAAUUCUCCAGUAUUGCUGUCAACCACAUGAAGAAAUACGGAAGGAUUGCAGUCUGUGGAGCCAUCUCUCAGUACAACACCACUGUGCUUCAGAAAGGGCCUUACAUUCAGCCACCAAUGAUCUUCAAAGAGCUUCGAAUGGAAGGGUUUAUUGUGUCUCGCUGGAAUGACCGCCGGGAGGAAGGCUUGAAGGCACUGAUGAAAUGGAUCAUGGAGGGAAAAGUGAAGUACCAUGAGCAAGUCACUGAAGGAUUUGCGAACAUGCCAGCAGCUUUCAUUGGAAUGUUGCAGGGAGAAAAUCUUGGAAAAGCUGUUGUAAAAGUCUGAAGGCCACAUAUUCCCAGGAGACUGCUGCAAGGGAAUGUGAUUCUGCCACACAGAUUUAACUUGUUAUGUUUCAGUCUUUCUGCUGCACAUUUGGGGAUCCUAACUUCUGUUAAUAAUUGAGCUAGUAAGUGUGUGGCAACAGCUUUGCUUCUGAAGAAAUCGAGAGUUGCUUUGUAAAACUGCACAAAAAAAGCCUUAAAAUUAAGAAAUUCAUCAUAACUAACGCAUUUAAGAGUGAUCUUGCUGAACCUCGUAACUGACAGAUUCAAUAUUGGCUUGAACCUUUCUAUGAGUUGGCUUGUAGAAAGGAAAAGCAAUUCCAAAAGCAUUGCCAGCUGAUGGCACAUCUGAUGACUAAUGUUUACCCACAGAUGUGGCCCAGAACUUGGCAAGAGGGACUGUUUUUUAACCAAUAUCAAGGAAGAAAGAACAGACUAACACCACCUAGGUGUACCCAGCUUCCUCACUGGAUGGGGUUUUUUAAACUUUCAUCAUGAAAUGUAGACACCCUUAGUUAUUCUAAGAUAAUGGAAAGAAAAAAAUAAAUCUG
Messenger RNA from Dryobates pubescens (Downy woodpecker), 1641 nucleotides. RefSeq names its product prostaglandin reductase 1 (gene PTGR1). The record is from RefSeq and is a predicted model, not a curated record. Gene Ontology annotation, biological process: prostaglandin metabolic process. Lineage: Eukaryota; Metazoa; Chordata; Aves; Piciformes; Picidae. The coding region runs from base 102 to 1091 and encodes 329 amino acids. Gene Ontology annotation, cellular component: cytoplasm. Gene Ontology annotation, molecular function: 15-oxoprostaglandin 13-reductase [NAD(P)+] activity; 2-alkenal reductase [NAD(P)H] activity. The transcript has 10 exons.